AAAAAAGAAGCCUUUGCAAUGUUGCCCACCGAAAACCCUACCUCUAGUCCCUAUCUGAUUCCCCAGAAUUUCAUCAAAGCAACUUGGAUUCGAUAAUCUCCUCCUUGGUUACAUUUCCGGAUUCUCCAUCUCUCUCCAUAAGCUCCUCUUUCGAUCGAGUACUUGAUAAUCUUCUCUCCUCUUGUGAUGUCUCCGUUCAAGACCAACUCGUCAAUCGUACUCUCGAGCGACUCUCGCUUCUUCUCCAAUCCACCAAACGAUGCUCUCAGAAACUAGCCACACUCCACAAUUCCAUCUCCUGGUUCCUCCCUUCUGAACUCACCGUUAAGGUAACCAAUCAAUAUGGAUUUCUCUUAAUUAUAUUGGUCCUAGCCACAUGGUUGAUACAAAGUCCCUAAUGCAAGCUUCUACAUGCUUCACAAUGUUCAAUAAGUGUGCCAUGGACCCUUUAUGUUACUCUCAUAUUGACUUGACAAAAGCAUUUAAAUAUGUUGAUGACCGUGUUUUGCAUACUUUGCUCAAUCGUUCUGGAAAACAACUCAGAUCCCUUAAACUUGGUCGUGUUGAUGCUCCCGGAUCUGUGUUUAGAAGUUCUUGUCUUCCUCCAUUAAUACAUUAUAGGAAUAGUGCGAGCAGAUCCCUUAAACUUGGUCGUGAUGCUCCUAGUCCUGGAUGUUUUUUUACAAGAUCUUGUCUUGAUCCACUAAAACUUACGGGGAAUCUUUUGACAAGUCUACACAUUUACUUUCUUGGAUUCAUGAACAUGGAUUCCUUAUUGGAUUCAUUGUCAGCCUGCUCGAAUCUAACCGAUUUGAAGAUUGUUGGAGUGAAUGUUUUGUUAGAGCCUAUAUUAGAGUUACUUGCGAGAAAGUGUUGCUUGAUAGAGCAUCUGUUCUUAGAUAACUGUUAUCAAGGCAUGAUAACAUAUCCAACCAUCAAAUUGUUUGUGACCAACUGCCUCAAGAUAACUUCUCUAACACUCCUAGAUUUUAGGCUAAAUGACGCAAUGGCCCAAAUCCUUGUUACGGGUUUUCGCAUACUGAAAUAUAUCAAUCUAUCCAACACAGCUGGAAUCACUGGAAGCUUUUUGAGGAAUUUGGGACAUAGAUCUAAUGACAGUCCUCUACAGACACUAAUACUACGUGAUUGUUUUUCUCUUCAAGAGAGAGAAGUUGUGGAGUUUUUGAAUUCACUAAUCGGGGAAACGUCAGAUCCAUUAGAUACAUUGAUGUAUCAAGCAACAACGGUUUAGCUUGUGAUGGUGAUAGAAGAACUUCUAAACCAAAUUUUACUUUAGAGAAGCUGAAAGAAGAAAGAUUGGAUAUCACAUUUGUUGCGGAUUUUUCCUCCAUAAGACCAAGCUACUAGAAAAAUUAUUUUCGCAGCUUAACGGAGGAUUACAUGGAGAUGUGGUAAAUUUUUUUGAGGGACGUUUAUGGAUAAAUUUUAAUUAUUUGGAAAAACCAAGAUAAAACAUUUUGAUAUCUUAAUAAUAUUCAUGCUUUAAACUAAUUAUGU
Messenger RNA from Arabidopsis thaliana (thale cress), 1518 nucleotides. Its product is annotated as F-box SKIP17-like protein. Bases 377 to 1252 code for a protein of 291 amino acids. Lineage: Eukaryota; Viridiplantae; Streptophyta; Magnoliopsida; Brassicales; Brassicaceae. The transcript has 11 exons. The record is from RefSeq and is marked reviewed.